GGUUGGACUCGCCAGCUGAUAGGCUGAUCCAACCAAUGUUUAAUUCCAUAAACGAUAUAGCUGUAUCAGGCGAUACGUGGGGAAUGGUACUGAUUUCCGAUCCAUUGCCAGCCUAUCCACAUAUAAUGAGUCCAGAUUGACCAAUCUGUGGGUCCCACCAUUUUAGUGCUGCUACUGGUUGGAUAGUUAAGGAGCCCAGAAACCCAACAGUGCCACAAUUGCAACGUACCUUCAUGACAUGAUCAAACGCUUCAUCGUUUCCACCACAGCGAGAAUCUGUUGUCACUCCUCUCUCCAAAGAAUAAACUCCAGCAGCAGCAGCAGCAGCAGCUCAUGGAACUCUCGCUUGAGAUUGCUGGCGAAAGAGGGCCACUUCCUGGAAUCCCUCCAUCUCUACCGCACGAUGCUCCUCUCUGGACACUCCCCCGACCGUUUCACCUUCCCCUUUGCUAUCAAAUCCUGCGCUGCUCUCUCCUUUCCUUUGUCCGGCGCUCAGAUCCACUGUCACGUCAUCAAGACCGGAUGCCUCUUCGACCCUUUCGUCCAGACGUCUCUCAUCUCCAUGUACUCGAAAUGCUACCUCCUUCACCAGGCCCGUAACCUGUUCGACGAAAUUCCCCCGUCUAAUAAGAGCUUGCUUGUCUGCUACAACGCCCUCAUCUCCGGGUUCACCCUCAAUUCCCGCCCUUUGGAAGCCCUCGCCCUCUUCCGCCGCAUGCGCCGUACUGGCAUCCCCUUCACAGUCGUCACAAUGCUCGGUUUGAUACCGUCGUGUGCUCUCCCGACGUUGCUGGGUUCUGGGAUGUCCCUCCACGCCUGCAAUAUUAAGUUUGGUACGGAUAUUGAUGCCUCCGUUGAGAAUUGUCUACUUACCAUGUAUGCGAAAUGCGGGUCUGUUGAUCUUGCUCGGCAGGUGUUUGAUGGAAUGCCUGUGAAGGGUUUGAUCUCGUGGAAUGCCAUGAUCUCUGGGUAUGCUCAGAACGGCCUUGCUGCUGAUGUCUUGGAUCUCUUUCGCCAGAUGGAAAGGUCCGGAGUGCAGCCUGACCCUGUAAGCCUCGUCAGCAUUCUUUCCUCCUGUGCAAACCUUGGUGCCCGACGUGUUGGCCGGGAUGUUGAACAGUACAUUGCCCGUAGCAUGUUUGGUUUCAAUGUCUUUCUGAUGAACGGAUUGAUAAAUAUGUAUGCAAGGUGUGGGGAUUUGGCACAUGCUCGCAAGCUAUUCGAUAGUAUGCCUGACAGGAAUGUUAUCUCUUGGACUGCAAUCAUUUCUGGCUAUGGGAUGCAUGGCUAUGGAGAGACAGCGGUGCGACUCUUUGAUGAGAUGCGAGCGGCAGGUAUCCAACCAGAUUCUGUGGCAUUUGUCAGUGUCCUAUCGGCAUGCAGCCAUGCAGGGCUGACAGAGAAGGGCUUGGAGUAUUUUUCGGAGAUGGAGAAGAAUUAUGGUCUGCGUCCAGGACCUGAACAUUAUGCUUGUGUAGUUGAUCUUCUUGGACGUGCAGGUCGGCUUGAGGAUGCAUGUGGGCUAAUUGGAUCAAUGCUAGUGAAGCCCGAUGGUGCUGUCUGGGGUGCCCUCCUAGGUGCAUGCAAGAUCCACCGCAACAUCAAACUGGCAGAGUUGGCAUUCGAGAGUGUUAUUGGGUUCGAGCCAAUGAAUGUUGGUUAUUAUGUUUUGAUGUCGAAUAUAUAUGCGGAAGCAGGAAACUUGGAUGGUGUGGCAAGGAUUCGAGGGAUGAUGAGAGAGAGAAGGCUUAAGAAGGAACCUGGGUGUAGCUACGUUGAGCACAAGGAGAGGAUUCACCUCUUUUUAGCAGGUGAUAGAUUGCAUCCUCAGGCCAAAGAUAUCUACAGGAUGUUGGAUGGGUUAGAGGCUUCGGUGAAAGCGCUGAAUGCAUUAAAGGAUGGUAAUGUUGAUACAAAUAAUGGAAGUGGCGAAGGUGAGGAUAUUGUAACGGCAAUGGGAGUUCACAGUGAGAAGCUGGCAAUUGUGUUUGGGCUCUUAAACACAAAGGCAGGGGAGGAGAUAGUGGUGAUAAAAAACUUGAGGGUAUGUGGAGAUUGUCAUCGGUUUAUAAAAUCGAUUACAAAGAUUGUGAACCGUGCAAUCAUUGUUAGAGAUGCAACCCGUUUUCACCAUUUUGAAGAUGGUGUUUGUUCUUGCAAUGAUUACUGGUGAUAGAGAUGGCAAAGCUGGAUGACUUGGAUUGAUUCUCUCUUCCAGAGACUGUAGAGGAACUAUUGGCUGCAUGUUUGCUAAGAAAGGCCGCAUUGGUGGCUGCUUUGACAUAAGAAGGGGAUUGACGGACAGCCCUUGGGUAGGAUACAAGUGCAUGAUGCAAAUGAAAGUGGGUCUUAAAUUAUGGAAAAUACAUGGGUGCAUUUGGAGCUCGAUAAUAGAAGGAUUGAGAAACAAAACAUGGGUUUAUCCACAGAUGCCUACGAGUCUCUUGAUAUGUUGGUGUCCUCCAAAAGCAAGGAGGCAUGUGAUAUAUGAGAGUGAGUCUCUCUUCUUGGUCAAGCAUGACAAGGUAAAAUCGCUUGAAGUAGGAGCAUUAAAGAUGCAUUUAUAAGGGUUUCAUGCCCUUGCUGUCAAUCACAUUGCCAUGUUUUGGCCAUUGCAAUUUACAAAUAUGACUGAAACUUCAUAUGCCUUGGUGACUAUCUGGUGAAGAAAAGUAAAGGGUAGGCAUGUAUCUUAAGUGGACAGUGUAAGGUGUGAAUGAUAAACACAAUUGAACUGCUAACAGACUCUGUGACUAAGAGGUUGUGGAGUGUGCCCCAUAAUAAUGUCAGGUUGUAGAGCAUCCCCUACAGUACCAAGGCAUUGUUCAUUUAUACGAGUAGGGAUGGAAAGGAUUGUAGGCUGUGGGCCAUGGGCUCUACGAUGUGAAGGUACUAGAGCUUCCUCAUGGUGGAGGAUGAUAAAUGUGUUUAAAAAAUUACAAUGCCAAGGUCCUUGAGCUUCCUCACGGUGGAGGGUUAGAAAUGUGUUUAAAACAUUAUGGGUGCAAGGUAUUCUCAUGGCUAUGGAUGUUGAGAAUGCUUUCUCCUACAAAGUCGAGCUCGCAAGAUGCCCUUAGAUUCAAUGAUGUGAUCAUUGUCUUUCAUCUAAGACUUUCUUCCAGCAAUUUGGGUUGGUUUUUAGAUGAUGGAUUGGCUGAAAUUUUUAUGAUUAGCUGCCCACCAGACAUCAACCUUCCUCUCUUACCCAUGCUCUUGGUAGUUGACGUCCUUGGUUCUCCAUGACAAAAGGAACCCAGACUCAUGCCUUAUCAAGCACUAGCUGAGCACCUAAUCAAGUGGUUCAAAGAAAUUGAGUUCAAUCACGUUCCUAGAGAUGAAAACAGGUUAGCUGAUGCCCUUGCUACCCUUGCUUUGGCUCCUUAUUCAUCAAUUAAUGGUCUCUCAUUGUAGAGAAACUCUUGAUUCCAGCUACCAAGAGACACUCACUACCUAUGAUCCGGCAGGUCAAUCUUCAUAAUUUCAUCCAAAAUGUGAAAUACUCAUUAAAAUGUGGGAGAGACAAGAAGAUGCGGGGUUGUUAAUCUGCUUGGCUAGUUAAGCAUGAGCUAAUUCAUUUGUCUUUGGGCUUC
Molecule: messenger RNA, 3590 nt
Organism: Magnolia sinica
Lineage: Eukaryota; Viridiplantae; Streptophyta; Magnoliopsida; Magnoliales; Magnoliaceae
Product: putative pentatricopeptide repeat-containing protein At3g11460, mitochondrial
Exons: 1
Coding region: 239-2173 (644 amino acids)
Biological process (GO): RNA modification
Molecular function (GO): zinc ion binding; protein binding; RNA binding
Source: RefSeq, a predicted model, not a curated record